Cyprinus carpio (common carp) is the source of this 2539-nucleotide messenger RNA. Its product is annotated as solute carrier family 22 member 16-like. Gene Ontology annotation, cellular component: membrane. NCBI's taxonomy places the organism in Eukaryota, Metazoa, Chordata, Actinopteri, Cypriniformes, Cyprinidae. Gene Ontology annotation, biological process: transmembrane transport. The transcript has 9 exons. The record is from RefSeq and is a predicted model, not a curated record.
ACUCUGGAUAGUCUGACCAGAGUUACGUAAAAUGGAAGCAAAACCAAACUGGCACACUUAAUGCAUACGAGGAUGAGGCGAUAUGAUCUAAUUUCAGCUGUUCAGGGCACUAGGGGUUCUUGAUUCUUUGGGGUGUCGCAUUACCAACCGUUACCCGAACUUUUUGGCUUUAAUCGUCGCUUGCCUUGGAGUGGAAAGUUCCCAACCGAAACCGCCCCUCCUACCACUAAGAUCUAUGAUAGCAAACAUGUACAAAUUGACAAGAGUCAACUAAGAUUCCUUCACACUCUUCAGGAUCCUGCACAGCUGAAAAUGACCAACGGCGUGGAGCGACUAUUCGACCAACUUGGACACUUUAACAGGUUUCAGGCAUGUCUUUACUUUGCUGCUAUUUUCCAGGCCAUCUCUUGUGGAAUACAUUACCUGGCCUCGGUUUUCCUAGUUGAAACACCUAAAUUUCUUUGUGACUCUCCUUCAAAUAUCACAGACGUUCUAUAUAGGAAUCACUCAUCGACAUCGCUGGCAGAUAUAUGGACUCACUACAAGCCAGGUGAUGGACCAGUGGUUGUACAGACAGCUGGAGGAGACCAGUGGGAACUUAGUCCUUGUUUAAAAGCUCUGCGACUUGAUGCCAUCAAUUUUCAAUACGAGUUUUUUGGGAACAAGACUGUGGAGUCAUGUGGUGACUUUGUCUAUGAUCACAGCGAGGUUGAGCAGAGCAUCGUAACAGACUGGGACCUGGUGUGCGAUAAGGAAUGGCUGGCCAAGCUUGCACAGCCAACUUUUAUGCUGGGAGUUUUGAUUGGAGCAUUGGUGUUUGGGGACAUUGCAGACAGAAUUGGCAGGCGCCCCAUUUUGAUGGCUACCAGCUUGUGCCAGUUUAUUUUUGGGGUCACUGUUGCAUUCACAGGGAACUACUACCUCUUUGUGUUGAUGCGUUUCCUUCUUGCAAUGGUGUCGAGCGGGUAUCUGGUUGUAGUCUUUGUGUAUGUAAACAGUUUUACAGGAAUUAAGGUGCGCACAUGGACCUCUAUGCAUGUGCAUGCAGCCUUUGCUGUGGGCAUCAUGGUAGUUGCUCUAGUGGGGUACCUUGUUCGUGUCUGGUGGAUCUACCAGAUCAUCCUCACCCUCAGUACCUCUCCGUUCUUGCUCUACUGCUGGAAGUUUCCAGAAACACCUUUCUACCUAAUGGCUAAAGGCCGGUACAAGGAGACCCAGGAGCUGCUGGACACUAUGGCUUACUUCAAUGGCCUGCCACCCACCCUUAAGGUAGACUCGCACUGACAACACAUGGAAACUGUUCCUGCCAUGAAUAAUACCCUUGAAGAUGGAAGAGCAAUGCAAGUUGAGAAGAGGCUAAGCAUCCUGGACAUGUUUGGAAGCUUGAAAAUGGCUGGUCGCAGCGCCACAUGCUGGGCUAUCUGGUUCAUCGGAAGCUUGGGAUACUAUGUCUUCAGCCUGGGGUCUGUCAACCUUGGAGGAAAUCAGUAUAUCAAUCUCUUCCUGGCUGGUGCUGUUGAGGUUCCGUCAUACUUGAUUGGCUGCAUUGCAAUGGAUCGGGUCGGCAGGAAGAAGACAUGUGCCCCGGCUCUGCUGCUUGGUGGAGUAGCUUGCAUGCUCAUUAUUGUGGUUCCCCAGGAUAUUGAGAUAUUGGCUAUAGUCCUGAGUAUGACAGGGAAAUUCGCUAUCGCCAUUGCAUUUGGUCUGAUUUACUUGUACACCUGUGAGCUUUACCCCACAAUCAUCAGGUCCCUGGCUGUUGGCAGUGGUAGUAUGAUGUGUCGGUGGGAAGUGUGGUGGGCUCCCUUCUGUGUUUACCUUGCUGACGUCUGGAUCUAUCUGCCUCAGCUCAUUGUGGGAAUUCUGGCCUUCAUUAUCGGGAUCCUGACCAUGUUUCUGCCAGAAACUCUGGGACAGCCCCUCACCUCGACUUUAGAAGAAGCUGAAGCUCUAGGCUCCAAGCCCAACAUGAAGAAUGCUGCAGUGGAUGCACAAGAGAUGAACCAAACUAUCAAAGCCUAAAUCCAUAUUAACCUAGGAUUCCUCAAAGUGCCUCUACUGACUAAGAACACUACAUACUCCAAUAUACAAGUCUGAAUGAGACAUCAGGUGUUUCUGACAAGUGUGAUACUAGACAGGCAUUUGUGGGUAGAUGUAUUCUGCGUGUGAGAGUUUGUUAGUGAAAUUUGGAUAAUUACUUAAAACAUUUUGGUUUAUUUGAUUGUGAAUAUUUUAAUAUUUUGUAAUUGUUCUGAAAAUCUUAAUUUUAACAAAGCGCUUGCAAGGCAGGACCUCAUUUAUCUAAACCAUUAAGUAUUGUAUUUUUGCAUUUCAGCCAAAACCGCUUAUGCACAGAUUCUUGCUGUCACACUGAGGAAAUUUCAGCUACAUUUUGGGUGCAAAAAGUUCCAUUUUCUAUUGUCAAUAGUGUAGCAAUGUAUGAAUCACAGUUAACACAGAAGUCACUUUCAAACCAAGAAUCUGUGACCAAAUUGAAACCGUUGUGCAAUCUGUGUGGAUUCCUAUUGAAAUGACUGGA